Messenger RNA from Phycodurus eques (leafy seadragon), 15238 nucleotides. It is a transcript of the gene ryr2b, whose product is annotated as ryanodine receptor 2b (cardiac). NCBI's taxonomy places the organism in Eukaryota, Metazoa, Chordata, Actinopteri, Syngnathiformes, Syngnathidae. Gene Ontology annotation, biological process: intracellular calcium ion homeostasis; calcium ion transmembrane transport. Gene Ontology annotation, cellular component: Z disc; sarcoplasmic reticulum membrane; smooth endoplasmic reticulum. The record is from RefSeq and is a predicted model, not a curated record. The transcript has 104 exons. Gene Ontology annotation, molecular function: protein binding; ryanodine-sensitive calcium-release channel activity; calcium ion binding.
UGACUUCCCGUCAUCGUCCCGUGCCUUUAAUUAUCUACCAGCACAUUUGGGAAAUAAUGUCUGUCUUUGGCGAGGGCGAUGACGAAUUCCAGUUUCUACGAACGGGUGACGAGGUGGUUCUGCAAAGCGUCUUCACUUCUCAGGAAGAGCAUGUGAAACUUUGCCUUGCUGCCGAGGGCUUUGGCAGCAGGCUGUGCAGGCUGGAGGCCACCUCCAACUGUAAGAAUGUUCCACCAGACCUGUCAGUGUGCCGCUUCUUCCUGGCCCAGUGUGUGUCUGUGCGAGCUCUGCAGGAGAUGCUGGCACACAGCGAAAGCUUGGUGGCAGAGGUUAUCUCAUACCAUCACUUAUCAUUUAAUUUCCACACUCUGUAGACUGGGGGGAACCAUCGUACCCUUCUGUAUGGCCAGGCUGUGCUGUUCCGGCAUUCGUACAGCGACACGUAUCUUAGUUGCUUGUCCACAUCUCAAUCCUCCACUGACAAGCUGGCUUUUGAUGUUGGUCUGCAGGAGGAUAAAGCCGGUGAGGCCUGUUGGUGGACUGUGCAUCCAGCUUCCAGACAGAGGUCGGAGGGAGAGAAAGUACGUGUUGGUGAUGACCUCAUCCUGGUCAAUGUGUCCUCAGAGAGAUAUUUGCACUUGUCCUUUGGCACGGCCUGUGGCAACAGAGGCUUGGGUGACAGUCUAAUUGUGGAUGCAUCCUUCCGGCAUUCUCUGUGGAGUGUUGCCCCCGUCUGCUCUGCAAGUAGACUCGCUCAAGGAUACCUGAGGGGCGGCGACACGCUGCGACUGCUCCACAGCCACACUGACGCAUGUCUGACUAUUCCCACAGCAGAGCAGGAUGAAGAGCUGCAAAGGAUAAUGCAGUAUGAGAUUGGAUCAGUGUGCAGACAUGCCCGCUCUCUGUGGAGGCUGGAGAUCCUGCGUGUGGUGUGGAGCGGCCGACAUACUAGCUGGGGAGAGCCCUUUCGACUCUGCCAUGUGACGACUGGACGCUACCUGGGCCUGACAGAUGAACGAGGCCUCCAUCUGGUUGAUCGGACCAAGGCAGACAUCAACGCAACCUCCUUCUGCUUUCAGUCUGCCAAGGAAAAGCUGGACUCUGGAACAAAGACUCAUGUGGAUGGCAUGGGAUCCCCAGAGAUCAAAUACGGAGACUCCGUUUGUUACCUUCAGCAUGUCGACUCUGGCCUGUGGCUCACCUACCAAGUGACUGAUAGCAAGUCUGCAUGUGUGGGAGGAGCUAAGCGAAAGGCUAUUUUGCACAGUGAGGGUCAUAUGGACGAUGGAUUGACGCUGUCUCGGUCUCAGAGGGAAGAAUCUCACACUGCCAGUCUCAUCCGGAGCGCCACUCUCCUCUUCACUACCUUUAUCAGGGAACUUGAUUCUUGUAGUGGCCAAGUAAACCUCCAGCCCAUUGUUUUACCAAUGGAGAUUGUGACAAGCAGUCUGCAGGACCUAAUAAGCUUUCUCCGGGCGCCACGAGAGGAGCAGAGCCACGAAGCGCGACAAAACAGCCAAUCAGCAUUAAAGAAUCGGCAGAACAUGUUUCAAGAAGAGGGAGUGAUAGAGUUGGUAUUGGAGUGUAUCGACCGUCUACACCAGUACAGUCACGCUUCGCAUCUUGCUGAGGCUGCUGCGAAUAAUGCUGAAGAAAACUGGGAGAACAUCCUUGGGCUCUUUUAUGAGCUUCUGGCGUCUCUGAUUAGGAGAAACCGUGCAAACUGUGCACAUUUCUCUAGUUCGCUUGACUGGCUCAUUAGCAGACUGGACCAACUGGAGGCCUCUUCUGGAGUUUUGGAGGUUCUGCACUGCGUCUUAGUGGAAAGCCCUGAAGCACUUAAUGUCAUCAAACAGGGACACAUCCAGUCUAUCAUUGCUUUUUUAGACAAGCAUGGAUGCAACCACAAGGUGCUCGAGGUGCUGUGUUCUUUGUGCGUGUGCCAUGGCGUUGCGGUGCGCUCCAAUCAGAACCUCAUCUGUGACAAUCUGCUGCCAGAGAGAGACUUGCUGCUGCAAACACGUCUUGUUAAUCAGGUCACCAGUGUGAGGCCCAACGUCUUCUUGUCUCUUGGGGAAGAUUCGGCACAGCCUCGCCAGUGGUACUAUGAGCUGGUCGUGGAUCAAGUCGAGCCUUUCCUCACGGCGGAGCCCACGCACUUGCGCAUCGGUUGGGCUCUAACCGACGGCUACCAGCCCAGGCCCACUGGAGGACACGGCUGGGGGGGCAACGGCGUGGGAGAUGACCUCUGCUCCUUUGGCUUUGAUGGGCUUCACUUGUGGUCAGGUUGCGUGGCCCGCAGAGUAAGCUCUCCUUUCCCUCACCUGCUGGCAGACGAUGACGUUGUCAGCUGCUGCCUGGACCUUAGCGCCCCCUGCAUCUCAUUUCGGGUCAACGGUCUCCCUGUGCAGGGCAUGCUGGAGAACUUCUGUGUCGAUGGACUUCUUCAUCCCGUUGUCAGCUUCUCACCUGGAGUCAAGGUUCGGUUUCUGUUUGGAGGAGAACACGGAGAAUUCAGAUUCCUUCCCCCGCAUGGUUUUGUGGCGUGUUCUGAUGCUCUGCUCCCGAAAGUGGAAUUGAAGGUAGAACCCUGCCAUAAGUACCUCUUGGCUCAUGAAGAUGGGAAACGAGAGCUUAUUGGCCCCUUUGAGCCCAUCAUUCCAGUUACCUUCACACCCUCACCAGUAGACAUCAGCAAGGUGGAACUACCUUUGCAAUUUGAGGAUAUCCGGGAUAAAAUCGCUGAGAACAUCCAUGAACUCUGGGUUAUAGAAAGGAUUGAUCUUGGAUGGACUCAAGGCAAUGAGCGAGAUGAAGGGAAGCGACUUGAUCCGUGUCUGGUGGAGUUCUCCAAGCUGCCCGAUCAGGAGAGGAACCAGAACCUUCAGACUGCCCAGGACACCCUUAGGACUCUUCUUGCGUUUGGUUUUCACAUUGGCUUAAAUGAUGAGCGUACAGAGGAAAGCAUCCCCUUCAUGAGACUCUCCAACAGGUACGAGCAGCCCGGUGGCUACAGACCUGCGCCGGUAGAUACGAGCCACGUUUUUCUGAGCCCCCCUCAUGAGGAAGCGGUCAAAUUGCUGGCAGAGAAUGACCACACCAUCUGGGCCAGAGAGCGUAUCAAGCAGGGAUGGACUCACGGAGUUCGACAGGAUGGGAAACUAAAGCGGAGCCCAAACCUUGUGCCGUACAGUCUCCUUGAUGAAAGGAGUAGAAAAAUGGGACAAAAAUGUGUCAAGGAAGCAGUUUGCACCCUACUGGCCUAUGGUUACAGCCUGGAGAGCCUCCAUCAGGAAAAUAUCAUUUUAUCAAACGGAUGCGUCGUCUCUAGUGAAAAGUGCAAAGUGUUCCGAGCAGAUAAAUCAUUUGCCGUGACUCUGGGGAAGUGGUACUUUGAAUGCGAACUGGUCACUUCGGGGAAUAUGAGAGUCGGCUGGGCCAGGCCUGGCUGCACCCCUGAUAAAGAGCUGGGCUCAGAUGACCAAGCGUUUGUGUAUGAUGGAUUUGAGGCUCGUUGGUACCAUCAGGGUGGAGAGCCUCUGGGACGUGCCUGGCAGCGGGCGGAUGUGGUGGGUUGCUUGCUAGACAUGACUGAAAGCACCAUGAUGGUCACGCUCAAUGGAGAGUUGCUGUUUAAUGACCGAGGUUCAGAGUUGGCUGCUAAGGACUUUGACAUCAGAGAUGGUCUGCUCCCCGUGGUCAGUGUGGGUGUGAACCAGGUGGUGAGGCUUAACCUCGGCCGCCAAGAGGGCUCUCUCCAGUACUUUAGUGCGUGCGGUCUACAGGAGGGUUAUGAGCCUUUUGCUGUCAAUAUGGCUCGAGAUCCUUCCCUGUGGAUGAGUUGGAAACAGGCUCAGUUUAUGUCGAUACUGCCAGACGAUCCUACCUUGCAGGUCAAUAGAGUCAGUGGCUCAAAUGAGUCCUUAUCAAGCCUGAGGGUCUCACAGCAGUUGUUGGCACACCACGGCGGAGGCAGUGAAAUGGGCUUUUACCGUCUCAGCAUGUCCAUCCAGUGUGCCGCUGUCCUCACCAGCCCGGUGGGGCUGCCAGUGGCAUCCAGCUCUUUUUCUCCAGGAAGGCGAGAGCAGGAGGAGGUGGACUCUGACUUUGAAGUGCUGAUGAAGUCAGCCACCAGCUUCGCUAGUUCAAGAGAUGAGUUUGAGUACAAGGAUCACGGCCAGGACAAAACGUCACGACUGAAGCAGCGGUUCAUGCUGAAGCGAACCAAACCAGGCCUGGUCAGCAGCAACUCCUCCGCUCGGCUCCUUGAGGACGUGCUAGUUGACAAAGAUAACGCUGAUCACAUUCAGACCACGAGAUAUUACUACUCAGUGAAAGUUCUUCCAAGCCAGGAGCCUUUCAAUGUGUGGGUGGGUUGGGUAACCCCUGAUUUUCAUCAAAAUGACAUGAUGUUUGACAUUGACAAUAACCUCACAGUGACUGUCACUCUUGGUGACGAUAGUGGCAAAGUCCAAGAGAGUGUGAAGAGGAGUAACUGUUACAUGGUUUGUGCCGGAGAGGCGACAGGUUUGUCUCGGAGCCGGAGGAGUGCUGGGUUGGAAAUUGGAUGCUUGAUCGACACAGCAUCUGGGCUGCUGACGUUUACCUCCAGUGGAGUAGAGAUGACCACCUUCUACCAAGUAGAGGCCAGUACAAAGCUGUUUCCUGCUGUUUUCGUCAAACCUACCACCAGCAACAUGUUUCAAUUUGAACUGGGAAGCAUUAAGAAUGUGAUGCCCUUAUCGGCCGGCUUGCUUCGCAGCCUCAGAACGACUUCCACACCCCACUGCCCGCCCAGGUUUCAGGUCCAGCAUCUGACCCCGGUCUCAUGGACGCGAGUGCCUGACCGAUCACUGAAGGUGAUGGUAGACCAUCCUGAUGCGCGCCAUGGCUGGAGAGUCCAGUGCCUCGAGCCUCUUCAAGUCAUGACCCUCCAAAUCCUUGAUGAAAGCAGGUGCGUGGACAUUUUGGAGCUGUCCGAGCUCAAUGGCAUCUUGACUUUUCAGUACCACACUCUACUCCUUUACUGCGCUUUAUGUGCCCUGGGCAACUCAAGAGUGUGCCAUGCCAUCUGCAGCCACGUGGACCAGUCCCAGUUCCUUCACGCCAUUCAGAAUCCACACCUGCCUGGCCCACUGCGCUCUGCGUUUUAUCAGCUUCUUGUACAGGUUCACCUCAGCAGCCAUACCUCUGCAUGUCUCAUGAUGAACAAUGAAUACAUUGUCCCUAUGUCACAUCAAACCAGAGACAUCACCCUUUAUCCAUUAAAUUGCGACAAUGCGAGAAAAUUUACACUUCCUUUAGGCAUCCCGAGCAUUAGCGGAAGCGCUUCCCUGAAACCACGGAUGCAGUUCUCCAGGCCUUGUUUUGUCACCAGUGAUGUGAUGGGACAGGAAGUAUCCUGCAGUGACAGUCCAGAAAUCCCUCUGGAUAUACUGAAGACCCUGACAGUGGAGAUGCUGACUGCAGCAGUGUGGACUGUGCAUCGGGGUGUCAGGGACCCUGUAGGUGGCAGUAUGGAGCUUCUGCUGGUUCCCCUCAUUAAACUGUUCUACACUCUUCUGGUGAUGGGGGUACUGACUGAUGAGGACCUGGCUAAAGUUCUCAAGCUGAUAGAACCUGGAGUCUUCUCUAUAGAUGAAGAUGGAAGAGAGCUGAGAGAAGACUUUCAAGACAAUUAUCCGAAACAAGGACUGCUGCAAAUGAAACUUCCAGAAACGGUCAAACUUGAGCUGUGCAACGUGCUGACCUACCUGUGCGAUAUGCAAGUGUGCCACAGGGUAGAAGCUGUGGUGGCUUUCUCUGAAAACUUUGUGGGGCAACUGCAGGAGAACCAGCGCUUCCGCUACAGCCAAGUCAUGCAGGCGCUCAACAUGUCCGCCGCUCUCACGGCCCGCAAGACCAAGGAGUUCCGCUCACCUCCACAAGAGCAGAUCAACAUGCUUCUGAGCUUCAGAGAUGGCAACCAGCAGGAGAACUGUCCAUGUCCAGUGGAAAUGCAACAGCUCCUGCAAGACUUCCACCAGCUCCUCAACACCCACUGCGGCAUUGAAUUGGACAGUGCCUCAGAAGAGGGUGAGACAGCUGAGAUGUCGGUAAAGGAUCAACUUCUAAGCCUGGGGGCAAGAGUUCUUGGACUGAAGAAGAUGCCCGCAGAAGUGGAAGAUAAUGGAACACAGAGCCCCAAGUCCCUCAAGAUGUUGAUCUCUGAAACAAUGCUGCGAUGGGCUCAAGACACUGAGAUGGAGGAGCCCGACUUGGUCAGGGCCGUCUUCUCAUUGCUGCACCGCCAGUAUCAGGGCCUUGGUGGGCAAAUGUCGACCCCUCUAUCCAAAGCUUACACAAUCAGCCAAGCUUCGGUGGAGGACACCAUGACCCUGCUUUCCUCCUUGGGCCAAAUCCGCUCAUUACUCAGCGUUCGAAUGGGGAAUGAAGAGGAAAAGCUGAUGAUCAGAAGACUAGGAGACAUCAUGAACAAUAAGGUUUUCUACCAGCACCCCAACCUAAUGAGGGCAUUGGGCAUGCAUGAGACAGUCAUGGAGGUGAUGGUCAAUGUUCUUGGAGAGAAGGAAUCGAAGGAGAUUUCCUUUCCAAAGAUGAUAGCCAGCUGCUGUCGAUUCCUUUGUUAUUUUUGCCGCAUCAGCCGACACAACCAGGGAGCCCUUUUUGACCACCUCAGCUAUCUAUUAGAAAACAGCAGCGUUGGACUAGCGUCACCAUCAAUGCGUGGGGCCACUCCUCUGGAUGUGGCAACAGCCUCAGUCAUGGACAAUAAUGAGCUGGCCCUCGCGCUGAGGGAGCCUGAACUAGAGAAGGUGGUGCACUACCUUGCUGGCUGUGGUCUGAAAAGCUGCUCACUACUUGUGGCCAAAGGCUACCCUGAUAUUGGAUGGAACCCUGUGGAGGGGGAGCGCUACCUGGAUUUUCUACGUUUUGCUGUAUUCUGCAAUGGUGAAAGUGUUGAAGAAAACGCUUACUUAGUGUUGAGGUUGCUGAUUCGUCAGCCCGAGUGUUUUGGUCCUGCCUUGCGAGGUGACGGGGGACAUGGCCUCCUAGCAGCGAUGAAAGAGGCCAUCAGCAUAUCAGAGGACUCGUCUAUGAAUGGAGCUUGCAUGGCCUACCAGUCCAACGCAACAAUAGAUACUGUCCAAGAUGGUGAGGAUGACCUCAUUCAUAUGGGGCACGCCAUGAUGACCUUCUACUCGGCCCUCAUCGACUUGCUGGGGCGCUGCGCUCCAGAGAUGCAAUUGAUUCAAAGAGGCAAAGGAGAAGCCAUCCGCAUGCGGGCCAUUCUGAGGUCGCUUAUACCCAUCCAGGAUCUUGAGGGAGUCAUUAGCAUCUCUUUUCAAACCCCAUUGCUGUCAAAAGAUGGUUUGGUGGUUGAGCCUAACUUAUCGUCAGUGUUUUGCCCGGAUCACAAGGCAGCUAUGGUUCUCUUUGUGGACCGUGUCUACGGUAUAAACAAUCAAAGUUUUCUCAUCCACCUCCUUCAAGUUGGCUUUUUGUCUGACCUUCAGACAGCUGUCUCUCUCGACACGGAUGAAUUUGGAUCCACUGACAUGGCCCUGGCCCUCAACAGAUACCUGUGCUCAGCUGUGCUUCCGCUGCUCAUCAAGUGUUCAGUCCUCCUCCACGGUUUGGAGGACCACGCUGCCCUAAUGGAUUCUCUCAUCCAGGCCAUCUACAGCCUCUCCAGGGCGUCAAGUUUAACCAAAGCCCAGAGGGACACAACUGAGAAAUCUUUGUUGGCUGUGUGCAGUAAACUCCAACCGGCUAUGAUGCAGCCUCUUCUUCGACGUCUUGUCUUUGAUGUUCCCAUUCUCACAGACCAAAGCAAGAUACCAAUAAAGCUCUUGACUAGUCACUACGAGCAGAGAUGCAAGUACUACUCUUUAACUGGCGGGCAGGGAAACCAGUGUCUGGCCUCUGAAGAGGAGCUACACUUAUCUCUGAAGCUAUUCUGGGGUGUGUUUAAGGCUUUGGCAAAAAAGCAAUAUGAGCCAGAGUUAUCCAAACUGUGUGUCCAAUGUCUCGGGGCAAUGGCUGAUGCCCUUCCUCCCGACCACUUGAACCCACAUUGUAUGUCCCAAACGGACAAAAACACUGACAGAAACUUUGACCCACAGCCUGUAGAAACCUCCAACAUGACUGUGCCAGAGAGACUGGAAUUCUCGGUGAACAAAUAUGCCGAGCAUACUCAUGACAAGUGGUCGCUAGAUAAGUUUGCCAAUGGCUGGGUUCAUGGGGAGCAGCUAUGCGAGAACACCAAGGUUCACCCCCUCCUCAAACCUUACAGGGCCCUGGCUGAAAAGGACAAGGAAGUGUACCGCUCGGCCAUUAAGGAGACGAUUAAAAGUAUGCUGGCCUUCGGGUGGACCAUAGAGCGCACCAAGGAAGGAGGUGCGUUCGGCCUGCAUACCUGCACGAGAAGAAUCUCACAGUCCGGUCAGUUGUCAUUUGAAGGAGCGUCGACCUUCAGCCCUAAACCCUUGAACACAAGCAGCAUUACUUUAUCAUGGGAUCAGUGUGCUAUGGCUGAAAAGUUGGCUGAAAACUACCACAAUUCCUGGGCUAAGAGGAAGAAAUUAGAACUAGAGAGUAAAGUGGUACGUGGGCACACAGUCCUCGUGCCCUAUGACAACCUAACUGCGAAGGAAAAGAGCAAAUUCCUACAGAGAGCCCAGGAUGUGCUCAAAUUCCUUCAGCUCAACGGCUACACAGUGUGGAGGGAUCGCAAGAAAUCGGAUCUGGAUUUUCCGGCCACAGCCAACUGUUUUGGCCACACUCUGCUCCAGCGGUUGCUGUCGUACACAGAGGAAGCUCAGGAACACAUGUUGGAGCUAGAGGUGAUGCAAGCCAGAGGACAUGCCUCUCAAGCAGAGAGAGUGUCACACCAGCACCCUGUUCAUUUUUUCCUCAAGGUUAUCGUUCCACUUUUGGAAGAAUAUGUAAAAGGCCACCGGCUGUAUUUCUUGUCCGUGUCGGUCCCUUCGGUCAUUAACAGACGCCAUGCCUCCAAAAAGGAAAAAGAAAUCAUUGCAAGCCUCUUCUGUAGGCUUGCAGCUCUUGUAAGACACAGGCUCUUUCUCUUUGGAAAUGAAACCUCAGCUGUCACAAGCUGCCUUCAUGUGUUGGCCCAAGCGUUGGAUGCAAGGACAUUAAUAAAUUCAGCUCCAGAAUCCAUCCGGGCGUCUCUGUGUUCCUUCUUUGAGGCGGCCGCGUCUGAUCUUGAGGUGACCGUGGAAAACCUCUCGAUCACCUCGGUCUCGUUUCCUCAGUGUCGGAGUCAACAGGCAAAAGGCGUUUCCAAGGUUCUCGGGUACACAACUUCCGUACUCCUCCCAACGCUCACGUCCCUCUUCCAGCAUCUUGAUAGCCAAAACUAUGGUGUUCAACUCCUAGUGGGAAGCGUGCAGGCGUCCUGUUACAGGAUCCUUAACAGCCUCUACUUACUUGGCACCAGCAGCGCCAUCUACAUGGAGGGACAGAGGCCAGCAGCAGGUGCUUGUCUAGCAGCGCUGACUGCCGCUUUUCCUGUAUGCUUCCUGGAGCCAGCCAUCAAUCGAAACAACCCUCACUCCAUCUACAACACCAUGAGUAUGCCUGAAAGAGAUGACUUGGGCUUGCCAGUUGAUGUGGAAGAAAUUUGCCCCCUCCUGCCCUCACUGGAGCAAGCGAUGUGGCAAGCAGAGGAGUUGACGGACGACAGCACCGCCGCUCGGCAGGCCCAUUACGUCCAUGUCAUGGACGUCACAUUGCCGAUGCUAUGUGCUUACGUGUCCCGCUGGUGGCGAGACAGCCCGGUCCUCACAUCUGUAACUGCUCAGCACGCCAGCGACCUGCUUGGUCACAUUCUGCGGAUCCUCCACAACCACGUGGGUGUGAGCCAGGUUGACUGGAUGAAGCAGCUGGCAGUCCAUUCCCAGCCAAUCAUCUGCAAAGCUCGUGCUGAGCUGCUGAAGAGCCACUUCCUUCCUCUGAUGGAUAAGCUGAGAAAGCGGGCGGCGCUUGUCCUGCUCGAGGAGGAGCGAAUGAAAGCAGAGGGUUGCGGUGCGUCGGAAGCAGAAUUGCUGAUACAGGAGAAGUUCACCGUUCUCGUGCGCGACCUCUACGCCUUCUAUCCGCUCCUCAUCCCCUUUGUGGACUCAAAUCGGGCCCGUUGGCAGCAAGAGUCAAACCCUGAUGCUGAGGAGCUGUUCUGUUUGGUGGCAGAGGUCUUUAUUUUCUGGGCCAAAUCUCAUAAUUUCAAGUGGGAGGAACAGAACUACGUUGUCCAAAACGAAAUCAACAAUUUAGCAUUUUUGGUCAAUGACAACACGUCAAAGGUGAGCCGGUAUUCUCAACUUGACUACGAAAAAAGGAGGAUGAAGAGGAAGGGUGAUCGUUAUUCCGUACACACGUCUCUCAUUGUGGCUUCCAUGAAGCGUCUUCUCCCGGUGGGACUGAGAGUUUGUUUUCCCAGCAACGAGAGUCUCAUCAUAUCAGCUAAGAGUGCUUUCGCUCAGAAGAACACUGAAGAUGAGAUUCGUGACUAUGUGUAUAAAUACCUUUUACAUUCUCAUGGUCAGAAGUCAUCAACAAGCUUCCACAGAGGCAUCUUUAAUUCUGAAGACCAGAAUCCACUGUUUUCCACGGCUGACUUGGAGACGACUGUGGACAAGAUCCUGAGACUUGCUCGAGUCCUCUAUUACCUUGAUCAGGUGACCUCUUAUACAGUGAAAAGAUUUCAUGUUCAGGUCGAACAUCCGCACAAGCAUAAAAGAGCGACAUGGCACAAAGUCUUGUCCAAGCAAAGGAAGCAAGCAGUGGUGGCCUGUCUAAGGAUGGCUCCUCUUUACAACCUCCCCAGGCACAGAGCCAUCAACCUGUUCCUCCAAGGCUACAAUAAAUCCUGGAUAUCAACUGAGGAGCACACGUUUGAGGAGAAGCUUGUGGAGGAUUUAGCCCUGGCGGGAGGAAGACGAGAGGAGAAAAGAGAUGGCGCCAAACUGAUCGAUCCCCUCCUACAGCUCAUCACGCUCUUUAGUUGCAGCGCCUUGACAGAAAGGUGUCGUCUUGGAAUUGACUGGCUCUAUGUUUCCUAUGUGGAGAUAAUGGCUAAGAGCUGCCAUAGGGAAGAUGAUGAUGAUGAGCAACAGGAGGUGCAAACUUUUGAAGAGAAAGAGAUGGACAAGCAAAAGUUGCUGUACCAGCAGGCCAGGUUGCAUCUUCGUGGAGCUUCGGAGAUGGUCCUGCAAAGCAUUAGUGCCAGUAAAGGGACCAUGGGCUCCAUGAUUGCCCCAACACUGAAGAUGGGUAUUGCUGUUCUCAAUGGAGGAAACGCCACUGUUCAGCAGAAAAUGCUGGAUUAUUUGAGAGAAAGACGAGAUGUUUGCUUCUUCCAGAGCAUGGCUGGACUCAUGCAGUCGUGCAGUGUACUGGAUCUGAACGCAUUUGAGAGGCAAAACAAAGCUGAAGGAUUAGGCAAGGCCACAGAUGAACGCUCAGUAGAGACUGUGAUGCCUGAUGAAGAGCUAACCUGCGACCUGUUCCGUUUUCUACAGCUGCUUUGUGAAGGGCACAACUCAGAUUUUCAGAAUUACUUGAGAACACAGACAGGCAACAACACUACUGUCAACAUGAUCAUUUCCACAGUGGAUUAUCUGCUAAGAAUACAGGAGUCUAUCAGUGAUUUCUACUGGUACUACUCUGGAAAGAAUGCCAUUGAUGCACAAGGCCAACACAAUUUUUCCAAGGCUAUCAAAGUGGCUAAGCAGGUCUUCAAUACACUCACCGAGUACAUACAGGGCCCGUGUAAUGGAAACCAGCAGAGUCUUGCUCACAGUCGUCUGUGGGAUGCCGUGGUUGGAUUCCUCCAUGUCUUUGCUCAUAUGCAGAUGAAGCUCUCACAGGAUUCAAAGCAAAUAGAGCUCCUGAAAGAGCUCAUGGACUUACAAAAGGACAUGGUUGUGUUCUUGCUUUCCAUGCUAGAAGGUAACGUUGUCAGUGGGACCAUCGGAAAGCAGAUGGUGGAUAUGUUGGUGGAAUCGUCAAGCAACGUGGAGAUGAUCCUCAAGUUUUUCGACCUGUUCCUCAAACUUAAAGACCUGACAGCUUCGGACCUCUUUCACGAUUAUGACCCUGAUCGCAAGGGAUGCAUCUCCAGGAAGGAUUUCCAGAAAGCCAUGGAGCUCUCCAAGCAGUUUUCACAAGAUGAGAGUCAUUUCCUUCUCUCCUGCAUUGAGACGGAUGAUAGCGAAAUCCUGGAUUACGAGGCUUUUGCGGAUCGCUUCCAUGAGCCGGCCAAAGACAUCGGCUUCAGCAUCGCCGUGCUGCUCACCAAUUUGUCUGAACACAUGCCCAAGGACUUAAGACUGAGGGCCUUCUUGGAGCUCGCAGAGUGUGUCUUGACUUACUUCCAACCCUAUUUAGGCCGCAUCGAGAUCCUCGGCGGCGGUAAACGCAUGGAACGCGUUUACUUCGGGAUCAGUCAAUCCAGCCGCACGCAGUGGGAGAAGCCACAGGUGAAGGAGUCCAAGAGGCAAUUCAUUUUUGACGUGGUCAACGAAAGUGGAGAGAAGGAAAAAAUGGAAAUGUUUGUCAACUUCUGUGAAGACACAAUCUUCGAGAUGCAGCUUGCGGCCCAGAUCUCUGGCUCUGUCAGCGGAGAGCGUCAUGGGGGAGAAGAAGAAAAGGAGAAUGAAGAAGCAGGCCUGGACAGGAAGGGAGUGUCUCAGUGGUGGUUUUCGCUGAUGUUUCUCAUUUCUGUCAAAAAGCUUGGCACUGUCACAAAAAUGACCCUGAAGGAUAUCCUUUUGUCAACCGUUGCCUUCCUCAGAUUUCUUUUAAUGACUAUGCUCUGGUGCAGUUGCGGUGUAGUGAGCGACACUAUACACGUGCUUUACGUAGCUUUUGUUAACGGCGGACUCAUUGAGGGAGCCAAAAGGAUGACCAUAUCCGACCUGCUCAGCGGUAUUCUCGAACCGACGCUUGAUGAGGUCACAGACGUAGCAAGUAGCGUGGACCGGGUAAGGAGGCCCUCUGCCACUUUCCUCCCUCAGAGGGAGAGCAAGCAAACAGCAGCCAUGACCUCCACCAGGGAGAUGGAUGUACUCUCUGACAUAUUUGGCCUCAAACUGAAAAGGGACGGAGGACAAUAUAGACUUGCGACACAAGACAUGACAAGCAGUCACACUGACCUGUCCAUCCCGGCUGACGCUACUUUCUCUGACAGACAUCAGGGGCCGCCCAAGGCUCACAUAGUUAGAGAGAAAAAAGCUCAGGAUGAGAUGAUGCCUGAACCAGAAAGAUGGGCGACAUGUGAGGAGACAAUUGUGAACGAGGUUGAACAGAGGGCCAAGAGACUCUCUAAUAAAUCAGAGGAUACAGGAAGCCAGAAUUCCGCUUUUGGCGAGAUGAUAAGCUCUCAUCAUAAGAGCCUGCUGAACUACUUUGCCAGGACAUUUUAUAACAUGCGUUUGCUGUCCCUCUUCGUUACCUUUGCAAUCAACUUCAUCCUCCUCUUUUAUAAGGUUGGUGUGAAUGCAGUGGUAUCUUUGCCAACAUCACCCGAAAAGGAAGUCGACACAUCACUUGACCCAGUGGCUGAAGGUGAUGAGGGUGGAGUAUAUUAUGUUCUGGAAGAAAGCAGUGGUUAUAUGGAGCCAUCACUUCUCCUCCUGGCUGUGGCGCACACGCUCAUCUCCUUCUGUUGCAUUAUGGGUUACUACUGCCUCAAGGUACCCUUGGUGAUCUUCAAACGGGAGAAGGAAGUGGCCCGAAGACUUGAGUUUGAUGGCUUGUAUGUGACACAGCAGCCCCCAGAGGAGGACAUUAAAGGCCAGUGGGAUCGGCUGGUCAUUAACACUGUGUCAUUUCCAAGUAAUUACUGGGAUAAGUUCGUUAAGAGAAAGGUGAUGGAUAAGUACGGAGACUUUUGUGGCCGUGACAAGAUCAGUGAACUUCUUGGUCUGGACCAGGUGUCCUUAGACUUCAGCUCUGAAGGAACAGAGAGGAACAGGCUCCGAAAAGACACCACCUGGGUCACUCUAUUCAGCUCCAUUGACAUCAAAUACCAGGUCUGGAAACUUGGAGUUGUUCUCACAGACAAUUCCUUCCUCUACUUGGCCUGCUACAUGACCAUGUCAGUUUUGGGACACUAUAACAACUUCUUCUUCGCGGCCCACCUUUUGGACAUUGCCAUGGGCAUUAAGACUCUUCGCACCAUCCUCUCAUCUGUCACACACAAUGGAAAACAGUUGGUCCUGACUCUGGGCCUUCUGGCUGUGGUGGUCUAUCUCUACACGGUGGUGGCCUUCAAUUUCUUCCGCAAAUUUUACAACAAGAGCGACGACAAGGAUGCCAGAGACAUGAAAUGCAAUGACAUGCUCACUUGCUACAUGUUCCACAUGUACGUGGGAGUGCGUGCUGGAGGGGGUAUCGGGGAUGAGAUUGAGGACCCCGCUGGUGAUGACUUUGAGGUGGAACGUAUCGUCUUUGACAUCACGUUUUUCUUCUUUGUCGUCGUCAUCCUGCUCGCUAUCAUUCAAGGCUUGAUAAUUGAUGCCUUUGGGGAGCUGCGUGACCAGCAGGAGCAGGUGAAAGAGGAUAUGGAGACCAAGUGUUUUAUUUGUGGAAUAGGGAACGAGUACUUUGAUAAAGUUCCUCAUGGUUUUGAGACUCACACUCUGCAGGAGCACAACUUGGCCAACUAUCUAUUUUUCUUGAUGCACCUCAUUAACAAAGACGAAACCGAACACACAGGACAGGAAUCCUACGUGUGGAAAAUGUACCAGGAACGUUGCUGGGAAUUCUUUCCUGUGGGAGACUGUUUCCGUAAGCAAAAUGAAGAUCAGCUGGGAUGAAAGGAAAUCUGAGCGAUCUUAAACCUCCCUAGAUAAUGUCAUCACAUAGAAGCCAUCUGCAUUGAUGCGGUCUGGAUUAACCGGAACUUGGUGUGCACACUAUCGAUUUUGGACUUUGAUGUAGUUUUCCCUCACACUGUAGAUGUAUUUCCAGUAUAUACCAGAGAUUCAGUGCCAUAAUUUAUUUUCAUUUUUAUUUAAAUUAAACUAGCAUGCUUUUUGUAUGGUAUCCUUCAACAAAACAAUUGUCAAAAAAGUAAUUGUUUUUCUCCAUGGGCUGUUUUCAAGUUACAAAGACCUGCAAUUCAAGUUAACCUUUGCAGUGAUGUGUGUCUCAGUAAAGCUCAUGUUUUGUGAACUAAGUCAUUUGUCUGGCUAAUCGCAGCCUCCCAACC